AUGGCCCCGAACGGCGCUACCCCUCGGUCGUUUGCGUGCAAGUGUCUCAACGUCCGCAUACACGCGCAAGCUACCAAAGACGCCUCGCCCGCCGUCGAAGCCGGCUUCUCCGCUGUCCAUGUCGCUGACGACGGCAUCCUUGUGGCCCAUACCGAGGUCACCCUCAGAACCCGCUGCAAACCCAUCCCCGACUCUGGCUCGCCCACCGCCGAGCUCACGCGCCACACCACCAUUACAUGCCUCGUGUGCGGCAUGCUCGUCUACCGUGUCGCGCAGCGCAUUACCCCGGACCUCGCCUCCGAAGAGGGGCCGCUGCUCCCCACUGAGGACUGGGUAGAGAAGGAGUUGUGCAAGAGUUCUUCCGGCUGGAUUGAGGUCUACAGGGGCUGUCUGACAGGGGACGAGAUCACCCAGGCCGAGUCUUCCCCCUUGUUCUCGACGCUCUACAACAUCGUCCUUCCGGGCGGCACGCCGCCGUCCGUGUCAUCCUCGGACGCAGAGCCCUCAGACCACGUCAAUGUUCGUGGCCCCUCUCAAGACGGCAGGAAACACCUCCCAGAACUCCCGCCGCUAUUCUUGCCCCCACCAUUCACCCCCUCACAUGUCGUUUUUUCGCACUUUGCUGCUGUAGCGAGCGAGCGGUCCCAGCAGCUGAGGGACGAAGCCGAAGAAAGCCUGGCUCGGCUCACCGAACAGAAAGUCGCGGAAGUGCACAAGGCCGAGGCUGCUCUUAAACAGGAAGUGCAGCUGGUCUGGACGCGAUUCAUGGACGGCUUGCGCAUCUUCGAGCAGUCCCCCGCGCCGCGGCGGCGGACGAGCGUCUCCGGCAAUGGCGGAAGUGUGAGCCAGACGGUGGCACAAACCUCCGCUUCCGUCCGGAUCUCGAGCUUUGUUCCAACCCGUUCGCCGUCCACGCGGACCUCGCCACAGCGCAUGGACGUGCCCCCAUCUGCAUUGUCUACGUCGCUGAAGACCUCGGCCUUCCACCAUCCAGACGCACAGCGGCAUGCGAACGGCACAAACGGCACCUCUACUGCACGCGGGUCCUCCAAUGGGUCCGGCUCGCCCUCGCCACCGAAGUCUAGCCCCGCGCGCGUGCAGUCGACCCGGUCGUCCUUGACACCUGCCUCCGCAAUCAACAUCGACGCGGAGACAAGCAUUCGAGAAGCGUAUCGUCGCGAAAUGAGUGAGACGAAGGACACCGCGACCAGCUUCCGCUACGUUCUGGACAUCGAAGCCGAGAUGGAGCAGCACAGGCGUGCGGCGGAGGCGGCGGAAGCGGAGAUCCCGUCUCCCCCCGUGGCGUCCAGUUCACAUGCCCCACCCGAGGACCACCAUGCCGCGGCGGGUACCGGGAAGUCGCCCCGCAUUCACAAGAGCGCCAUCAAACACGCGGCCGGAGAGACGUCCAAGUCACCCAAAUCUAAGCCCGCUGAGGGCGAGACUCUGGACGUGCAGAAGGAGUUAACCGAGAAAGGCAAGCGCAAGGUCACGUUCGAUGUGCAGCCUGCGGUCGCGGUCAUCGAUGAGGGCGAUGCGGGCUCCGAGCAACUUACUCCCCCCACGGACAACGAUGAUCUAGUGUUCGAUAUGGACAAUGAGUCUGAGACCUCCACGGUCGCACCUGCCGAGGAGGCUGAGGUUGUUGUGGACCAAACGAAGCCACCUCCCCCAGAACACGUGCGGUUGCCUCCCGUUCGGCCCUCGCAUAGUCGAUCAUCAAGCAACUCGGGCUUGCCACCCCAGCUACAGUCAUUACGCCCUGCGUCGCUACCGGCACCCUCAUCUAUGCGCCCUCCGUCCCGCAACCCAACGCCGCCAUCCACGGAAACUGCAGAGCGUAGCAAGGCUCUGCGCGAGUCCCUUGUCUCUCCGGAUCCUUCAAGAACCCGCCCGGACAUCGUGCAGAGUCCCAUCGAGGUUCCCGAGGAAAACGACUCGGAGGACGAUCCUCGCCAGUCCGAGCUCCUGCGCCUCGUCAACGCGAGUACACCCAGCCAUCGGAAUGCCUGGAAGAAGAACAGCAAAGCCUGGCAGGUGUUCUAUAACCGCCGCGACCGGCGCGCGGGCGAGGUCGGACCCGAGCCGAUCCAUGAAGAGAGCAGCUACACGUCGGACGAUCUGAAUGCGAAGCCCCGUUCGUACAAUAUCCCUGACAGCGAUGUCACCGAUGAGGAUGAUGAUGCGUACCUCGCUAGCAGAGGCCAGCACGGUAUCGCCCAGUCGCUGCCCAUUCCCAUUGGUCCGCUUGGCCGCGAUGGCUUCGAAGUGCAGCCUAAGACGUCGCUUGCUGAUCAGUCUGGCUUGGUCGUUCCGGCUCUCCGCAACAACACAUCCACGUCUCUCAGGCGACAGUCGUAUGCGGAGCGUGAACGGAAGAGGUCGAUUGACCCUGGCGCGCUCGACUUCAUCGACAGCGGCGACGAUGAUGAUGACGAUGACGUGGAGAUCGUGGCCGAUGAGAUCGGAAGCAAGGCUCGUCAACGGGCAUUGAAGAUUAUCGAGAAGCGGAACGAGAUGCCUGAGGCUGGCAUGUGGCGAAGUCUCGCGGCGUAA
Molecule: messenger RNA, 2556 nt
Organism: Epithele typhae
Lineage: Eukaryota; Fungi; Basidiomycota; Agaricomycetes; Polyporales; Epitheliaceae
Exons: 6
Coding region: 1-2556 (851 amino acids)
Source: RefSeq, a predicted model, not a curated record